CUGUUUAGAUAUAAUAAAUAGGGGGGGACACAUAGAACUGCAACCAUGUCUGAAGGGUCUUCGAAACCAAAGCCAAAAAUCUCUGCAUCUCGCAGACUGUUCUUGAAGACCAAACUGCUAAAAAAGGCAAUGACUAUGCUGGACAAUGAGAGGCAAGAGAAAAAAGACGAACGAGAGAGAACGCUCUCUGAGAGAGUCCCUGAUCUACAGAUGUCAGGCCUGUCUCUGCAGGAUCUACAGAAUCUUUGUAAAGAGCUCCACCAAAAGAUUGAUGGGGUUGAUGAAGAGCGGUACGACGUUGAUUCUAAAGUGACGAAAUGUACUACGGAGAUACGGGACCUGUCUCAGAAGAUCUUUGAGCUGAAGGGUAAGAUGAAGAGGCCGGCCCUGAAGAGGGUGAGGGUGUCUGCUGACGCCAUGCUGGGGGCUUUGCUGGGCUGUAAGGUCAAAGAGUCUGUGGACUUCAAAGCUAACCUCAAGACUGUAAAGAAAGAGGAGGAGAAGAAAGAGGAAGUGAAUGACUGGCGUAAGAACGUGGACGCCAUGUCUGGUAUGGAGGGCAGAAAGAAGCUGUUUGAUGCCGCGCAGUAGAUUUUGUGGUGAAUUUCUAUGUAAAGAUGUUUACUGCUCUAAAACAAAUGUAGUCAUGUGACUGUUGUUCAUUUUAAAAUGAAAGGGAAUUACAUAAAGAUCAGGUUAACAAGUAGGUUUUGGCUCAGGUCAUGUUUCAAGUGUUUGUGGAAAUAGUGAAGGUGUUUAACGUUACGAUGAUUCAUAUAAUACAUAUAGUUCUUUACAUAAUGUAUGAUGCAUUAUGAAA
This is a messenger RNA of Cottoperca gobio, 820 nucleotides long. Its product is annotated as troponin I, slow skeletal muscle-like. NCBI's taxonomy places the organism in Eukaryota, Metazoa, Chordata, Actinopteri, Perciformes, Bovichtidae. The transcript has 7 exons. The record is from RefSeq and is a predicted model, not a curated record. Gene Ontology annotation, biological process: skeletal muscle contraction; cardiac muscle contraction. The coding region runs from base 46 to 591 and encodes 181 amino acids. Gene Ontology annotation, cellular component: troponin complex.